Molecule: messenger RNA, 1991 nt
Organism: Harpegnathos saltator (Jerdon's jumping ant)
Lineage: Eukaryota; Metazoa; Arthropoda; Insecta; Hymenoptera; Formicidae
Product: pentatricopeptide repeat-containing protein 1, mitochondrial
Exons: 4
Coding region: 163-1935 (590 amino acids)
Molecular function (GO): protein binding
Source: RefSeq, a predicted model, not a curated record
UGGCUUUAUGCGAAAGUCUGUGCUCUGGCCCUGGAGCUCUGAACAUGAGAAAAAUAAGAAGUAAUUCCAAAUACUGGAAAUUGACAUUUUCUGUAAGAAUAAGUGGGAUUAAUUACAUUAAAACAAAUAAAUUUUCCAAAUACAAUUAUCUAUAAUUACAGAAUGAUUUGUCGAAAACUUUGCCAAUCAUUUAGGUUAAAAAAUGUAGGUUAUAUCGAUGAUUUGAAUCAAUUUAUUUACAAAAAGCAACCUCUUGUAUUACAUUGCAACGCAGUCAAGAAUGAGUAUCUACAACUCAGAUUGCAACCACCAAUGGUCAAUUUUUGUACUCAUGAGAUGCCUAAGAGUGCCAAUGUUUUUGGAGAUAUCUCAGGCAGGAAGUUUGAAAAUGUUAAAAUGGAUGAGUUUGAGCAGGAGCAAGAGAAAUUUGAGGAUACUGAAGCUUGUAUUCCACAUCGACUAAAACCCAGUAUAGGCCAAUAUGGACAAAUGAUUAAGUCAUAUUUGUCCAAAAAAGACAUUGACUCUGCUCUGAAAGUGCUUGAUUUGGUGAAGGAAAACCGAGACAAACCUACUGUAUAUAUGUACAACCUUCUGAUGCGAGCUCUCUCUAUGCAGGGUGAUCUAAAGAAAUGCUUUAGUUUAUAUAACAAGUUAAAGAAACGUGAUUUAAAACCAAACGAGGCUACUUACACUUGUUUGUUCAAUGCAUGUGCCAUGUCGAGUAAUAAAGAGUUGGCUUUGGAGCAUUUAAACAAUCUACGACAGUCAAUAUACGAAAAGCAAAUUCUGCUAAAUCAGACUCACUACAAUGUCAUGAUAAAAGCAUACAGUUGGCAUAAUCAAAUUGGUGAAGCGUUUCGAUUAGUAGAUGAGAUGAUGGACAAUCGUAUUGGUAUAGGAGAUUGCACUUUUAACUCGUUAUUUCAUGCUGCAAUUACAGAUAAGGAGAAUGGUCUGAGACAUGCUCUGACAGUAUGGCACUUAAUGUAUCGUUGGAAAGUCAAGCGCUCUUUGACUACAUAUAAUCUGCUUCUAAGAACAAUAAGAGAUAGCAAAUUGGGAAAUGUGAAAAUUGACAAUGUUCUUCUCCCUGGAUAUGAAUCAACUAAAAUCUUGUUGAAGGAAGGUGUCAAGCCAGAUUUGUUAUCAUCACCACCCAUUGUGAGCACGUUAUUGCUAUUGACCAGGACAGAACAACAAAAUGUUACACAACAUUCUCUUGUUGCAACAAAUGAGCAGAACCUUCCACAGGAAGCAUCAAUAAACUUAAAUAAUACGUUUAUGAACAAUCGCCUAAUUUUAUUUGGUGGCAUUGAAGGAUUUUUAAAUCGAAUGGCCUCUGAUGAUGUUAAACCAGAUGCCAAAACGAUUACGUUGUUGUUAGAUUUAAUUCCGAAUACAGUGACUGCUGAAAACUUGCUGCUGAAAAUUGCAGAUGAGAAAAAUAUUCAGUUAGAUAUUGAUUUUUAUAAUAUGCUUAUCAAGAGGCGUAGUAUACGAUUUGAAUAUAAAGCUGCAAAGGAGGUGAUACAAAUAACAGAAAAGAAGUCGCUCCGUCCAAACGUGAUGACGUUUGGAGUUCUGGCACUUGCUUGUCAAGAAUAUUACGACUUCAAAGAAUUUUUGGAAGGAAUAGAAGCUUUCGGUUAUAAACCCAAUGUUAUAAUCAUGACUGCUCUUCUCAAAACAGCUUGUAUUAAGAACAAUUUAGGAUGCCUCUUGUUCGUGAUGGAUUACAUGGUGAUGAAUAAAAUAAAACCUAAUGAACAAACUAUCAAAAUAUUGAAGGAAUUUUCAAAAAAGAUACCAAAUAUGCGGAAACCAAAGGGUAAAGGCAAAUUACGGAAAUUGAGAAGCUUAGAAAACAACGUCUAUAGAUUUGAAGAAACAUUCUCUAAAUGGCAAAAAAAAAUUGAAGAAAAUAAUUUGUAACAUAUUAAAAAAUAUUAUUUCUAUAAAGAAUAUAACACAUGAAUUUCUUUGGUAAA